Molecule: messenger RNA, 390 nt
Organism: Psilocybe cubensis
Lineage: Eukaryota; Fungi; Basidiomycota; Agaricomycetes; Agaricales; Agrocybaceae
Exons: 2
Coding region: 1-390 (129 amino acids)
Source: RefSeq, a predicted model, not a curated record
AUGUCCGCCAUCUUGACUCUUGCUGCCAAGGCCAUAAAGCAAAAUUACGACUGCAAGCACUUGCCUACACCCCUUUUUAAUGCUGGCAACUCUGUACUCCUCAACGCCACCAAUAUUAAAUCUGCCCGGCCCUCCAAGAGGUUUGACGCUAAACAAUAUGGCCCUUUCAAGGUUGUCAACUAUGUUGGCCUCCACAAUGCCACACCUUUGCCUGCUCUUGCAAAUCCUGCCGUUGCACAAGUGCUUGACCACCGUAAGCUCAGGAGUGGCACUCAGUACCUUAUCUCCUUCAAGGGCACUCGGCCUGAAGAUGCCAUUUGGGUCACACAGCCAAACAUUUUUGACCCCAAUAAGCUCAUUGAUAUCUACAAUGCGACCAAUAGACUCUGA